CCUCCCUCAAGACUCUCAGCAUGGACCCCCUCAAGGGACUGGCGUUGGUGUGCCUGCUGGCGGCCGUGGCCUUGGUCGCGGAGGCCCUGGAGGAGCCCAUCCCGGAGAGGUACCUGCCGCCUCGCGACUACAACCCGCACCCGUACCAGAGACCUCUGUCACCCCACGACCCCGACGGCCUCCACGACGGCGGCCUUCAGGACGACCAGCCGAGCGCGCCGAGCGGCCCCGGCCACCAGGACCCCGUCCAGGAGCCGCACCCGUACGCGCUGCUGGCCAGGAAGAGGCCGCGCGAGGGCCGCUACCCGCACCACCAGCCCGGCGACCCCGUGCUGUACCCGCACCCCAUCAGCGUCAUCAGCGAGCUGCACCGGUCCACAGCUCGGGCGAAGCUCCAACGCAACCAUCACCGGCAGCAGCAACAGCAGCAGCAACAACAGCUGCAGCUGCAGCUUCAGCAGGUGGUGGGUCAGCAAGGCCGUGCCGAGGAUGCGUACUACCCCGUGGAGGCCGAGCAGGAACUGCAGUCGCUCGACCCGCAGCAGGACCGCCAGCCCGUGCUGGUGUACCAGCAGCAGCACCACCGCCACGCCGCCAACAACUACGCCUUCUCCUACUCGGUGAGGGACACGGGCUCGGGCGACAACUACGCGCACGCGCAGGCGCGCAGUGGCGACGGCACGCGCGGCGAGUACCGCGUGCGGCUGCCGGACGGACGCCUGCAGAUCGUGAGCUACGUGGCCGACAACCACGGCUACCGCGCCGACGUGCGCUACGACGAGCACAAGGCGGCAGCGCACGCCGUCGAGCCCGCUGGCCCCGCCCUGGUCCGGCAGUACGCGCCCGUCGCGCAGCUGCAGCAGUACGUGCACGCCUCGCCGUCGCCCGCGCCCGAGCAGCACCAGUACAUCGUGACGCCGACGGCCGCCGCCCCCGCCCCGCACCACCAGCAGUACAUCGCCGUGUCGCCGUCGCCCGCGCCGGAACAACAGUACGUCGCCCACGUGUCGGCCGCACCGGAACAACAGUACAUCGCGCACGUGUCGCCGUCGGCUGCACCGGAACAACAGUACGUCGCGCACGUGUCACCGUCGGCAGCACCGGAACAGCAGUACGUCGCCCACGUGUCGGCCGCACCGGAACAACAGUACGUAGCCCACGUGUCAACCGCACCGGAACAACAGUACUACAUCGCGCACGUGUCGCCGUCGCCCGCUCCGGAACAACAGUACAUUGCGCACGUGUCGCCGUCACCGUCGGCCGCACCGGAACAACAAUACAUCGCGCACGUGUCGCCGUCGCCGUCAGCCGCACCGGAACAACAGUACAUCGCGCACGUGUCGCCGUCCGGACCUGAGCAGCAGCAGUACGUCGCCGAGCAAGCCCAGUACCUCGGCCACAGGUCCCCCGCCGAGUCCCGCUUCUUUGGCGCCACGGCGGCCACCCCCGUGGCCGCGGCCUCGCAGCUCGCGCAGCUGCAGUACCUUGCCCGCGCCACCGCGGCCGCCCCCGCCGCCCCCGCCUCGCACCAGUUCCUGGACCGCCCCUCGGCGGCGUCGGGGGCGGCGCGCCAGUACUACGACGACGGCUACUUCGUGGCGUCCACCACGCCGUCACCGCUGGGCGGCCUGGGUGACGGUUUCGACGGCCUCAGUCCGACGGGCUUCGUGGAGCAGGCGCGGGCCGCCCCCACGACGCAGGCGCCGCCGCCGGACAACACCGCCUCCCCCGCGCCCAUCCAGUUCCCCAGGGUGCCCGAGGACGACCAGCAGCAGCAGCAGCAGCAGCAACAGCAGCAACAGACGCAACAACAGCAACAACAACAGCAGCAACAACAGCAACAACAACAGCGGCAGCAGCAGUUCGGACUGUCCGGCAGGUCGAACCAACUCUUCCAGUCCAGCCAGAGGUUCAACAACAUCCUGGUGCGGCAGGGGUUCGCGUAGCAGGACCCCCCUCUUUCCCCCCUUCCUUCUACCUCUCUGGAUUUACGUGACGUCAUCCUGAUACGCGGGGAUAAGACUGCAGAGACUUUGCCAUUGAUGGGGCACAGUGAGGUACGCAUCACUGUGCGCGUGUACAUAGGGUAGUCUAGGCUGUAAGUGCGUCGUAGUGCUGGACGUGGCACUUCCCCCUUGUGGGAAUAAGGAAGGGGAGGUUAGUUUCAAAAUCCCACCAAGACUGUUUACGAGAGAGAGUUCCCACAUCUUAAAAGAAAUUCAGACAAAACCCUUUUCUUUGCCUUUAGUGAAGGAAUGUUUUUACUCAGAUGUUUCUAUCAAAUAUACAGCCCAAAAACUAAUCGCAAAUUGUGGUUUUGUCCUUUAUUUUCCCAGAGGUUGGAAAUGCCCGUUCGGUUACUAUUAUUGUCAUAUUUUUUCAUUCAUGAAAAAAAUGACUGUUACCAUUAUGAGUCUGUAUAUAGAAAUCCCACUAUUUUUCUAAUCAUUUAGCAUACAUACGGUGGUUACCUGAUUCCCCAAACACCGUUAGAAAAUAUAAUAUGAAAUAACUGAAAGUGUGUUGUUAGUUUUUUGUACGUGACACUGCGAGAUUUUUUUAAUAAAAUUUGUUUCUGGCUUGUAA
Messenger RNA from Thrips palmi, 2586 nucleotides. Its product is annotated as chromatin modification-related protein EAF1-like. Gene Ontology annotation, cellular component: extracellular matrix. The coding region runs from base 21 to 1946 and encodes 641 amino acids. Lineage: Eukaryota; Metazoa; Arthropoda; Insecta; Thysanoptera; Thripidae. The transcript has 7 exons. The record is from RefSeq and is a predicted model, not a curated record.